Molecule: messenger RNA, 1359 nt
Organism: Penicillium macrosclerotiorum
Lineage: Eukaryota; Fungi; Ascomycota; Eurotiomycetes; Eurotiales; Aspergillaceae
Exons: 3
Coding region: 1-1359 (452 amino acids)
Source: RefSeq, a predicted model, not a curated record
AUGGAACGUGCAAGGGGAUAUGGAGGGCACCGCUGUGUUGUGUUCCGACUCUUCGUCACCGAAGAUCUGACUCGAGAGGAAGCCAAGCUCGCAUUCGAGGAGCAAACAUCGGAGCUGCGAUUGACGAUCCACCAAUGGAAGAAACUGCUACGCGACCUCGGUAUCUUUAAGAAUAUUCGGGGGGAAGACGCUGUUCGUGCAAAAGCUAUUCUUGAUCAGACACUGGAUGGCCACCACUGCCUAGUCUUUGCAGAUGGUGUGCUUCAAGAGAACGAAGAGGUUAUCCGACACUGUGAUAGGAGAAAGGACCUGCCGAAGGAAAAGUCCGAUUCUCGGGAGCUCACCUGGAUCCGUCUACCAUUCCAGAUUACCAUGUUAAGCGACCCAACCGCUUUCAGGAGCUUCCAAUACCUUCUUUUUAAUACUCGGGUUCAUUUCGAGUCCUGCUUUGACAGUGGCGAAUGGGCCCCAAAUCACAAGGGACUAUACGCCAGGAGCACAGAGCUAAGAGCACAACUAGCAGGCCUCAGUAGGCUGCAUAACAUGGUCUUCCGUGCAUUGAGGCAAAUCAAGGCGGAUGAAAAUCAGCGAGCCGACGCAUUGCUAAACAGCUCCUUUGCUCUUCACCGAUCCGUCGUGGGAUAUCGUCACCAUCGCCAGCUCCCUGAUAUCCUUGGAAUACUACUCAUGGUCAAGAGAGCUGGCAACGAGGAGCUGCAGCAUUGCAUUAUAGCCAAUCUGGUUUCCAUGGCACGACAUGUGCUGCCACAGAAUGAUCCGCGCAGACUCAUGCUUGAAUUCUUGGAAAAGAUUGAUUGGGAGCAAUUAUGCCCCCUAUAUCUCGCGUUUGAUUCUUAUUGCCGUUUCUUGUGGAUGAACAGAGCAGGAAACGACCCUGUCAAAGGAUAUUUGUCUUAUAACCAGGCUAGGUUUCCCAGAGCUGAUGCGGGUGAGUUCUACAGCCUGUACAAAGGAUUGUCUGUCUUUGAAAUCGAGGACAUGCUCAAUAGAAUAGACCUCGAGCUCGGGAAAUACAGUCACGAGACUAUGACCCUAUGGCACACUGCAAUGGAGUAUCUGUGGAGUGAGCGGGAUCAAGACCCACAGCUGAACCACGAUGUUUCAACCACCUUUCUUCUUCUUGGUCUAGCACAGGAGGCCCAAGGGCACCCUUACACUGCGAGAUUGUCUUUCAAGCAGGCAGCAGAAGUUCGAGAUUCAAUCAUCCCGGGUGAUCAAUGGGAUGCUGCUAGAGAGGGGGCUCUGAGCAAGUGGGUAGAGGUAGAUCGCCGGGUUGGAGAGUUGCACACAGCGAACACCAACAGCAUGUUAAUCGAUAUGAUGUACACAGCCAUCUGA